UCAUUUCCCUUUCCAAAAAUAAAAUCACUUCUUUUUGUCUUAUAACUAUUUUAGUCCCAAGAACAUCCCAAGCGAGUUCGUGAUUGUUCGAUCAAUCGAAGAAGAAGAGCUAACAAACGUUGUUGGUCAGAGUAGUCGAAGGAAGGAAGGAAGAAGAACAAUGUCGGGUAUGGGAGACGGGUACGUGGGCACGGCCCAAGACGCAGUGAGGAUCCGAAGGCUGGAGAAGCAGAGAGAAGCUGAGAGGCGAAAAAUUCAGGAGCUCAAGAACAAGACUGCUUCUACCAAAGGCCAACCGGGUCUCCUCCAAUUCGGUUCGGGUACCUCCGAGAUUCUAGAGACUGCGUUCAAGAAGGAAACUGUUGGUCUGGUUACUAGGGAGCAAUAUGUUGAGAAGAGAGUCAAUAUCAGGACCAAAAUUGAAGAAGAAGAGAAGGAGAAACUUCUGAAGCUUCAGCAAGAGGAGGAGGAGCUUCAAGCACAAAAGAGGCAAAAGCGGAAGAUAAGGGGGAACCCUCGAUUAUCUUUUUCUGAGGAUAUUGAAAAUGGAAGCGAAGAGGAUGUUGAAAACAGUGAGGCAAAUAAAGAACCAAAGAGGCUUGCUUGUGGAAAACUUGGCAAAGAUCCUACUGUGGAAACUAGCUUUUUGCCUGACAGUGAGAGGGAGGCAGAGGAACAAGCUGAGCGUGAAAGGUUGCAAAAACAGUGGCAACGUGAGCAGGAACAGAUUCGAAACGAACCUCUUGAAAUCACUUAUAGUUACUGGGAUGGAGCAGGCCAUAGGCGAGUUCUCCAGGUUCGCAAAGGUGAUACCAUUGGAGAAUUUCUCCGGGCUGUUCAGCAGCAACUUGCACCUGAGUUUCGAGAGAUUCGAACUACUUCAGUGGAGAAUCUGCUUUAUGUGAAAGAAGAUCUUAUUAUUCCUCAUCAACACAGUUUCUAUGAGCUGAUUGUUAACAAGGCAAGGGGGAAAAGUGGGCCGCUUUUCCACUUUGAUGUACAUGAGGAUGUGCGAACAAUUGCUGAUGCAACGAUAGAGAAAGAUGAGUCACAUGCUGGAAAAGUUGUUGAGAGACACUGGUAUGAGAAGAACAAACACAUCUUUCCUGCUUCAAGAUGGGAGAUAUAUGACCCAACAAAGAAGUGGGAGCGGUAUACUAUCCACGGGGAUUGAUUAAUCAAGGGCAACAACAUAUCACACAGUAUUGCGACAGAAUCUUCAGCCCUUGAGCAGAUUAUUGUAUUUUCAUGCAUUUUUUGCUUUCUAGCUCAAGAUAUAUGUACUUUAUUACAAAAUGCUUUUGUUUGUGGUCAGUCUCAACUAUAAAUUUAUGUAGCAUUUCUCUAUUCAGAUUACAGCUUCCGCAGGAGUUUAUAGCAUGAAAAAGCAGUACCUUAAUUUGGGUCGAUUUGUGAUUCCUUAA
This is a messenger RNA of Camellia sinensis, 1424 nucleotides long. The record is from RefSeq and is a predicted model, not a curated record. NCBI's taxonomy places the organism in Eukaryota, Viridiplantae, Streptophyta, Magnoliopsida, Ericales, Theaceae.